CCAACAUGUACCUGCCGGUGUGCGACCAGGACAGCAAGUCCUACCCGAACUGGUGCCACUGCCGCUGCUACGGCUGCACUUGGUUCACACCCUGCAACUCGACACCCCCCGAGCAAGGCAACAACGUGCUCAAGCUCUACCAGGACGGCUACGACUACCUGAUGUUCACGGUGGAUGCCACUCAGCGGAUGCCGUACACGGAGGCUGAGAUCUUCUGCCGUGACCUGGGGUACGGCUGGGAUCUGGUUCCGUACGACGAUGCGUCCGGCUACAGUGCCCUGCAGGGGCUGUGUGCCAGCAACUAUUACACUUGCUGGUUCAAGAAGGGCGCGGAUGAUGAGGACUUGUGCCCGCUAAUUGACGCCCAGGGCUUGCUGCAGAAGCAGGGAUGCGAGCAAGACGUGCGGUUCGUGUGCCGCAAGGAGAGG
Messenger RNA from Astrephomene gubernaculifera, 428 nucleotides. The record is from the annotation of a GenBank genome assembly. NCBI's taxonomy places the organism in Eukaryota, Viridiplantae, Chlorophyta, Chlorophyceae, Chlamydomonadales, Astrephomenaceae.